AUGAGUGCAGAAGAUUUUGAUUUUUGCGAUGCUGUUAUUUACAAUCAGAGUGAGAAAAUAGCGGAAAGAUCUAACAGUCGGCACAUCAAAAAGUAUAAGAAACUUGAGGCGAAGGUAAGCAACACAAAAAUUCUAUGCAAUGGGGACACAGUGAAAAAUCUAUCCAGUAAAGAGCUCGAUGAAAGUUCGAUUUCUGUACUUGCUAAAGGUAUGAAUUUUGCACCUACACCAUUAAAUAUCCCUACUGAAUCUAUAAUAGGAAGUGUAGAAGAAUGUUUACGGAGAAAUAAAAUAGAUAGACUAACAUCUGAAACCAUUAGGCAGGAUGUUUCCGUUUUAAUUCGAAAAGCAAAACCUAUUAAAUCGAACAUAACAAAGAAAGAAAUGAAUUCUCUUAAAAAACUCAGUGCAGAUAAGGAUAUAAUUAUUCUUCCAGCUGAUAAGGGUAAUUGUACUGUGGUCUUGGACACAGAUGAUUAUCACUCCAAAAUAACUAACCUUCUUAAUGAUAGCUCAACGUACAAACAAGUGAGUUAUGAUCCAACUGCUAGAGUUUUAAGAAAAGUUAGACAAAAAUUGGCGGAGUAUGGGGUUGCAAUGGGUUCGCCAGUUGCUCCAAUAAUUGCAGACAUCUGGAUGCAAUAUUUCGAAAUGAAGGCCCUAGAAACGUCUCCAAUAAAACCGGUUAUUUGGAAGAGAUAUGUUGACGAUACAUUUUGUAUCCUCAACAAAAAUGAUGUAGAUACAUUUCUUAACCACUUAAACUCUGUACACUCAAAAAUACAAUUCACCAUGGAAAUUGAAGAAAACAACACUUUAGCGUUCUUAGAUGUUAAAGUUAUUAAAAAUCAAGAUGGAACAUUAGGACACACUGUGUACAGAAAGAACACUCAUACUGAUAGGUAUCUGCAUGCUGCAUCUCAUCAUCAUCCAGCCAACUUCAAUUCUGUUGUUUCUGCUCUUAUUAACAGGGCACAUGCUAUUUGUGACCAAAACCAUCUCCAAGAUGAGUUAGAAAGGGUAGAUGCAGCUUUAAUUAAAAAUGGUUACAGUUUAAAGCAACGCUCUUGGAAACCAAAAACAAAACCCACUCAAGAUAUCCAAAACGAAAAUGAAAAACGGGCCUUUCUCCCAUAUAGAAAAGGUGUAUCUGAAGGAAUUGGAAGGAUCUUGUCUAAUUAUGGGAUAAAGUCGAUUUUCAAACCACCAGCGAAAAUACGACAAAUCUUAAGGUCACCAAAAGAUAAAAUACCCCUACAAAACCCAGGAGUAUACUCUGUUCCUUGUAGCUGCGGCUCGGAAUAUAUUGGAGAGACCAAACGUUCCAUAUCCACACGCUUAAAUGAACAUAUAAAAGCAAUUCAGAAGAAUGAAGUAACAAAAUCUGCCAUUUGUGAACAUUUAGCGUACAAUACUGAUCACUUCAUAAGAUUUGAUCAAGCAAAAUCCAUUUCAACGGAAAGGUUUUAUGUGCCUAGAUUGAAAAGCAAAAAUCAAAACAAUGUACCAUCUGAUGUGAUUAGCUUUGCUUGCACAGAAGCUUACUCACAACAACAACAAUUAAUGCAGUCCCAACAAGAACCAUCAUCGGAACUGCAAGCACCAACAACAUCAACACAAAAUACCAACCGGUACAAUCUCCGUGCAAGAAAAGAAAAUAAAAAAGCUUAA
Molecule: messenger RNA, 1671 nt
Organism: Episyrphus balteatus (marmalade hoverfly)
Lineage: Eukaryota; Metazoa; Arthropoda; Insecta; Diptera; Syrphidae
Exons: 3
Coding region: 1-1671 (556 amino acids)
Source: RefSeq, a predicted model, not a curated record